CGCCCCAAAUCUAGCAAAGCUUUGGGGGAAACGAGGAGGUGAGGAGACUGCAUUGACUGUCACGGCUUACCGAGCGAAUCGGAGGAUGGAUUUCCGAGCUUCCGUUGUCAGCGACGUUAACUCAGACAAAGAGAAACCUCCUUCCUAUCCUGUUGCCACCACCUCGCAGAAGCACAAGAACUUUGUGGUGGAGCCCAUGAAGGAGAAGUCGGUGAGGGAGCUGGCUGGGAUCGGCCUGGUCCUGGGAGGACGGCUGGAAGAGAAGGGCUUUUGCAAGGCCAAGGAUGUUCUGGGCCAGUUCUUGCUGCUGAAACAGGACAAGACGGCAUUCAAGAGUUGGCUGAGACAGGUCUGCUUCGCCGGCAACCGGCAGUCGGAGGACUGUUACCGCUGUCUACGGGAGUGGUGCGAUGCGUUUCUCUGAAGAGGGGGGGGGGAGGGGAGAGAGCGGGAGCGAGAGAGAGAGAGACACACACGCACACACACAUACACACACAAUUGAGAGCCUUGUCUCCCCCUGAGAUUUUAUUGAUCGUCGGAUCGGAGAGAGACCCCCCCCCCGGGUCACCACGAGGGAAGUUGGUCAGAUUUUAUGCUGUUCUAAACUGAUUUAUUAAUAAACCUAGUAAACAAUUACGGGCGGCGUCGUCGUUC
Leucoraja erinaceus (little skate) is the source of this 654-nucleotide messenger RNA. RefSeq names its product barrier-to-autointegration factor A-like. The transcript has 3 exons. The record is from RefSeq and is a predicted model, not a curated record. The coding region runs from base 86 to 424 and encodes 112 amino acids. Gene Ontology annotation, molecular function: DNA binding. NCBI's taxonomy places the organism in Eukaryota, Metazoa, Chordata, Chondrichthyes, Rajiformes, Rajidae.